Molecule: messenger RNA, 1635 nt
Organism: Scheffersomyces coipomensis
Lineage: Eukaryota; Fungi; Ascomycota; Pichiomycetes; Serinales; Debaryomycetaceae
Gene: SCW4
Product: Scw4p
Exons: 1
Coding region: 1-1635 (544 amino acids)
Biological process (GO): carbohydrate metabolic process; cell wall organization
Cellular component (GO): cell surface; fungal-type cell wall; extracellular region
Molecular function (GO): glucan endo-1,3-beta-D-glucosidase activity
Source: RefSeq, a predicted model, not a curated record
AUGUACAUCUUGAACUAUUUACUUCUUUUCAUAUUCACUGGAAUUAUAGUAUCAGGAGCUCCAGCACCGAUAAAGAAGAGAGGUUACGUCACCUUAUAUUCAACUAUUAAUGUUCAAGCUCCAGCAACCGCAGCAGCAUUACCAACAACAACUGCAAUUCCAGUUCCACCACCAGCUCCUGCAGCAAUAGGUCCUGCAACCACAGCAGCAGCAGUUGCAAUCACUCCAGUCGUCCCUGCAGCAGCAGCAGUACCAACAACUACCCAAGCACCAGUUGCUGCCGCAGUUCCAACAAUAUCAGUCGCCGCUGCAGUAGCUGCACCAGUAGUAUCACCAGCAGCAGUGGCACCAGCAGCCGUAACCACAGCAGCAGCAGCAGCACCUGCUACGACAACUUCAAGUUCUGGUGGAUUAUUAAGUAGUGUUGGUAAAGCAAUUUCAUCAGCAUUUAGUGCAUUCUUUGGUACUUUGGACGAUGAUGAUACUACCUCAACAACUGCUGUUACAACUCCUGUUUCCACUCCAGCUGCAGCAGCUGUUCCAGUUGUCUCAACUCCAGUUGCAGCAGUAUCUCCAACUUAUGCACCAACAACAUUAACAACAUCAACUUACAGUAGUGAAAAUCUUUUUGAUUUCUUAUUUGGUGAUUCUUCAGGUUCUGGUUCAAGUUCUGUAGCAGCAGCAGCAGCUCCAUUGGUUGCACCAAGUGUCUCGGCAGGCCUUGCAGGUUCAAGUGUCCAAUCAAGUUUACCUGUUACAUCUUCAGUUUCUGCUUCAAAUCCACUUGUUUCAUCUGGUACUGGUAGUAAUGCUGCUUAUGCACCUAGUAUCAAAGCAGCUCAAUCAGCAAAAGGAAUUACUUAUUCACCAUAUACUGAAGCUAAUGCUUGUAAAACUGCUGCCCAAGUUGCUUAUGAUAUUGAUCAAUUAAGUAAUUUUGAUCUUAUUAGAUUAUAUGCUACUGAUUGUUCAGGUAUUCAAAAUGUUAUAGCUGCAUUACAAUCUCAUCAACAACUUUUCUUAGGUAUUUGGGAUAUUGAUGAUGCUUCAGUUACUAGUGGUUUAGAGGUUAUUCAACAAUCUGUUGGUACCACUUCAAGAGGUUGGAGUAUUGUUCAUACAAUUUCCAUUGGUAAUGAACAAGUUAACUCGGGUACAGCUACUCCAGCUCAAAUUCAAGUUGCUGUUGCUGCAGCUAGAAGUUGGCUUCAAGCCAAUGCUUCUCAAUAUACUGGAUAUGUCGUUUCGGUUGAUACAUUAGUUGCAGUUGUAAGCAAUCCAUCAUUAUGUCAAUAUUCAGAUUAUCUUGCCGUAAAUUGUCAUCCAUAUUGGGAUGGAGGGGUUGAACCAGGAAAUUCUGGUCCUUGGUUACAAGCCCAAAUUGCUAAUUUAGAAAGUGUUUGUAAUAAUGGAAAAUCAGUUUUAAUCACUGAAACUGGUUGGCCCACACAAGGUGAUACUUUUGGUACUGAUGGUGUUCCUUCAAUUCCAAAUCAAACAUCUGCCCUUCAAAGUAUUAUGAGUGUGUUAUCAAGUCAAGUUAUUGCAUUUACCUUAUAUAAUGAUUAUUGGAAAGAACCUGGUCCACAAAAUGUUGAACAACAUUGGGGUAUUUAUGGUAACCCAGCUGCCUAA